Molecule: messenger RNA, 19370 nt
Organism: Bombus impatiens (common eastern bumble bee)
Lineage: Eukaryota; Metazoa; Arthropoda; Insecta; Hymenoptera; Apidae
Product: insulin-like peptide receptor
Exons: 10
Coding region: 2485-6777 (1430 amino acids)
Biological process (GO): positive regulation of kinase activity; glucose homeostasis; protein phosphorylation
Cellular component (GO): insulin receptor complex; axon
Molecular function (GO): ATP binding; insulin receptor substrate binding; insulin receptor activity
Source: RefSeq, a predicted model, not a curated record
UCUCUCCUCUCCAAUAUAGUAUACCUUUCUCUUUAUCUAGUCUAGAGGAAGACCAUGCUUUCCAUGCUUCCUUCCUUGUCGCACCCCCCUCCCACUUUGUCGGAACAACCCUUCUUUUUCUUAUCAUUCGAUAAUGGCGACGGGAAAGAAAACGGUCUCACGUCGUGCGUCGCAAUUAUAGUUUCCUCCCGACCGGUUUUUCCUUUCGUCCGUCAGUCGUGCUACUCUGUCUGUGUCUGCCUGCCUUUUGUGGCACGUGUUUUUACAUAUUCUCUGUUUUUCUCCGUCUCGAGUUAAGCGAUCGUGCGUGCAUAGACGUAUAUCCUGUCGUGCGAAGGAAAUUCAACGAUCGAAGGAUUUCCGAAUACACGAGAGCAGAAUUUCGCAGUCGUGUCCACUCGUGACCACCCUUUCUCCCUACCCCCACUUUUAUGACAUUCCCCUACCGUCGCGGCGAGUUUUCUUAGCGUCGCAUGUGAAUUACGCGGUUCUUACAGCAAUCGGACGUGCCGAGCCGCGUUUUGUUUCGUCGCGUGUAGUGUGUACGCGUGUGUCGAACGCGUCGCGCGUGAGUACCGCGGGGAGUUAACGGUAUCAUGUUUAAAAAAGCAACCCGAGGCGCGCCAGUGACGAUAACAUGGUCGCCUUGAACGGUGUUUGGUGUACUUGUUCGUUUGGUGAUGUCUGUUCGUCAUCCAUGUGAAUUCGUACUUCCGUUGUACUAUUUAAAUCUUUAUAGUCGCAUAAGAAACGAUAUUCCAAUUGUGCUAGUAAACACAAAAGAAGCAGACUAGAUCGAACUGUUUAACGAAGUUCAGUGCCGUGAAUUAUGAAUUCUUCUGGUACGUAAAUAUGAUUCCAUCGCGUAUCAACAACCUGUUCGAAGGUGGGAUAAAGUAAACAAGCGGUGCGUAGAUCGUCGAGAGCAGAGGCUACUUGCGGUGGUGGCGUCUCGGCGCUUUAACCUUCGGGGAGUGGUUCUUUGUGUUUCUUCUUUCUCUUUAUGUUUUAUGUUUUAUUUUAUUUUACCGGAGUCCGCGAAGCUAACUACGCAUUAGAAGCGGCUACGAAUCAUCGCGCGUCAGUCGAAGGAGUGAGCACGCGCGCGCACGUACGCAUCAACUCACGCACGCAGUCUUUGUCCUAAAUAGUCCGAGGAGCGAAGUGUUGGAAGAAAAAAGAUGGAAUUUCGUGGUGUAUAGAGCAAACUCGUGUCUCUUGUGAAAUCUUCUACGGGCGAAGCCUUGAAAAAGUUCCGGCUAGGCGACGACGCAGAAAAAGAGAAUUAGUCUGUGGUCGUGUGUUUUGUAAUCGGUCGCGUUACCGUACACAUCGAUCCAGCUCCUUUUCCACGUGCACUUGUACCUACGUAUAUACCCCUAUACUUGUACAAUUAAUCACAAAUAUCUACGUGUACUCCUCGAGCCGGAAACGUUUUUUAAAACGAACAAAGACAUUAGCUCACAGCAAUUGUUUUGCGGUUCAUUUUCUUUGAACAUAUUUCCACAGCUAUGUGAAAUCGUAGAACAAUGAUUUCGGACUAUCGGCAUGCCGAGUAAUGUGGGACACACGGCAGUGGUGCUUCGGUAGUGAUUGUGUUAUCGACGUGUCAUCAUCGAGGACGAACGACACGGAUCCACAUCGCGGCCAGGAAUGUAUGCGUCGCACUGGUACAGCUAUGAGGGGCGGAAAAUUCUUCAUCUUCAAUAAGAAGCUUCUUUGAGCAUCGCUUUGUCCAGGAUUUGCACACUGGUUCUGGAGAAAGGCUUCGAAAACAACAAAGGGAAAAGAACAAGAAGAAACUAAACCAUUCGAUCGACUAUAUCCGAGUCCUAGCUAUCUGCAUCGAGUCGAUCUUUUUUCUUAAAAAUUCGCUUUUCUAAUUGGAACUUGCAAGAAGAGCCCUAAGAUCGAUCUAUAAAACCGUGGAUCGAGGAUCGCGAUUUACUAUCGGCCAGGAACGGAGCAUGAAGCCGGAAGAUCCGCAAACCAGGUCGUUGAGCAGUCAUUAAACCAGCUGUGACCGCAGUUCAUCGUGCUUGUUAAUCAUUUGCACAAGGUAGAAAGUCGAAAUCGUCACGGAACUAUAAUAUAUUGCAUAGCUGGAAACCUGAGUCACGAUUCUUGGUAGAAUGAUAUUUGCAAGUUUCGCGCGAUCCUAACGAUUCGUCCGAGAACGAGCAGAGGUGGGAAAAAGGUCUAACGAGAGAGCAACUAGCGAUUCUGCUCGAGGCAAACGAUCGUUCGAGUUCCUUGGAUCUGGAAAAGGAGAAGCGAAACCGUGUUGUCUGUUGUUCGAUCUUGUUCGAGGUCCAUCGGCUGAGAUCAAACUGUUUAGAAUCGCUUGACACACAGAGAGGGCCUUUGUUCGACGAUCGAUCGAUCUGGUAGAGGUGGGGAGGCGAAACACGUUAAAGGGUGGGGUAAUUUGGGAAGAUUUGACGAUCGUCUUCUCGAUAGUACAGUCUUGCCUGAGACAGGAAGAUGAAGAUGAGGUGGUUACUGGUGGUCGUGCUCCUUUCCACCACAACGCUGCUGUCCUGCUGCCAACCAAAUAGUGUUCAGUACAGGACAAGCCUCGACGAUGACAACGACGAGAUUAGGAGCAGAUACGAAGCGAAUUACGCAUAUACAAACACCGAGAAGGCUAUCCCUAGGCACGGACGUCGCGAGAGGAACCUGGACGAUUCUGACGAUCCGUUUUACGAGCGGAUCGUUUCCUACAGAAGCAACAGGGCCAUCGAUGCUUCCAGGUCGACGGAAGCCAACGCAAAAUUGACCCAGCAACCGGGCCAACUACCGAACCUCCCUAAAUCGAACGCAAAACCAAUCGACGUGGUUCACGAGAAGGGUCGACGAAGGGUCACAAACAAAAACGUGACGAUUGGCGAUGGAAUUUGCCAGAGCAUCGAUAUACGGAACAGCGCGUCUGGUUUCGGCAUUAUGAAGGAUUGUCGCGUGAUAGAGGGCUUUCUGCAGAUCGUCCUCAUCGAGAAUAACUCCGAGACGGACUUUCAACCGAUCACUUUUCCCAAACUUCGGGAAAUCACUGGCUACCUGCUUCUCUAUCGCGUGAAUGGAUUGAAGACUCUCAGCAAUCUGUUCCCAAAUCUCGAGGUGAUCAGAGGCAACAUCUUGCUGACCGAUUACGCGUUCAUGGUGUACGAGAUGCAGAAUCUACAGGAGAUCGGUUUGAAGAAACUUACCGAGAUCUCACGGGGCAGCGUUCGGAUCGAGAAGAAUCCGGCGUUGUGUUACACCACCCUCGACUGGGACCUCAUCGUUUCUGCUGGGGAGAAUGUUAUCAAGGACAAUGGGGAGGAAGCCUCUUGCCCUGGCGAAGAACGGUUUGGAUGUUCCCACUGUCCCGGGGGUUACUGCUGGACUUCGCAGCAUUGUCAGAGAACAGAGAGGCUGGAUUGUCACGAUCAGUGUCUGGGCGAGUGUCACGGUCCAACGGAAAGCGAAUGUUACGUAUGCAAGCAUUAUCGGCACGAGGGGAAAUGCGUGGAAACCUGCCCUAGUGAUCUAUACUCCUAUCUCUCGAGACGCUGCGUCACGAAGGAUGAGUGUGUACGAAUGAAUCGUCUAAGACGAGUAUAUUAUGUCCUGGAAGAUGGUCAGGCUUGGAGACCAUUCAAUGGAUCCUGCGUGACUCAUUGCCCUGAUGGUUACGAGGAUGCACUCGACGAGAACAAUAUUGCGAGAUCAAGGAAGGAAAACGGGAAGAUGACCACGUGUCGCGCUUGCGUGAACAGCUGCCGGAAGGUCGGCCACGGCGCUCUGAUCCGCCACAUCUCCGACGCCCAGAGCUUCCGUGGUAUAACCGUAGUGAAAGGCGCGCUGGAGUUCCAAAUUCGAAAUGGAAAUCCGAACAUAAUGAACGAACUAAGCGACGCAUUCGGUCGAGUCGAAGAAAUUACCGAGUACGUCAAGAUCACACAUUCGUUCCCCAUUACCUCGUUGAAUUUCUUCAAAAAGCUCAAGGUUAUCAAGGGUGAGAAACUGGACAUUAACAACGCCAGCCUAUCCGUCUUGGACAAUCCCAAUCUGUCCAGCCUGUUCCCACCAGGGCAAGAAAUCAGAAUCGAAAAUGGCCGACUCUUUUUCCAUUACAAUCCAAAGCUCUGCUUGUCCAAAAUCAUACAGUUCAGUCAAAUGGUGAACAUCACGAACUACACCGACCUGGAAAUACAGCCGCAAUCGAAUGGCGAGAAAGUGGCUUGCGAUAUAGUGAAUAUAAAUAUCACGGUUAAAAAUCUGGGACCCGAUUACGCGGAUUUGAUGUGGGAUAGUUACAAGCCACCGGAAGGGCAGCAGUUGCUCAGUUACCUGUUGAAUUAUAUUGAGACGGAAAAUCAGAACAUCACGUACGAGAUGAACGCUUGCGGGUGGAACAACACCUGGCAGAUAGUCGACGUAGAUAUUCCUAAAUGGAACACAACGGUUUCGAAGCAUAUCAGCAAUCUGAAGCCCUACACUAUGUACGCGGUAUACGUAAAGACGUUCAACGCCAGGACCACCAAGUUCGUGGGACCAGUGGGUCAGUCGAGAAUCAUCUUCUUCAGGACGAAGAGCACCAUUCCAUCACCUCCGAUGAACGCAGUAUCUACUGCCUUGAGCGAGACUGAGAUUCUAGUCAAGUGGGAACCGCCACUGUUCCCUAAUGGGCCAAUAGGAUACUACAUGGUCUCUAGCGUCAUGAUCUACGAAGACGAGAAUCUAAUCUCGUCCAGGGAUUAUUGCAACGAUACGCUAGACAGUGAACUGGAAUCCGAGGAAGUGGUGCCGGACGUAACCGUGAAGACGCCAGUGGUAAAUCGGGUUUCGUGUUGCUCGAAGAGCACGAGCAGGAAUAUCGUCACGUCGAAGAAGUUCGAGAUUUUCUGCCACGAGAACACGACUAUCAGCUACAUAUCACCCGGCUGGAAGGACUACUGCGUGUACAACUCCUACAACACUGUGGACAAUCAGUUCUACGAGCUGGCGAACAAUUUGUCCACCCCUCGACCGGAAGAAUCCAGCAGAUUCGAUGCAUUCAAGUCCACGGGGAACGUGUUAGACAAGCACGCGGUCACGUACAACGUUAGCGGUCGAAACAAUUCGUUCGUGAUCAAGAAUCUGCGCCAUUACUCGCGCUACAUCAUCAGUAUAGCCGCGUGCGGCGUCAAAGUCAACGAGUCGAAUAUGUGCUCAUCGAUUCAGUACACGAACACCCGAACGAGGAAGCGGAAUCGUGCGGAUGACGUGAAGAACGUGAAGGUGCAGGUGACUAACAACACCAUCGUUGAGGUUUUUUGGGACCUGGUGAAAGAUCCUAACGCCCUCACCGUUUCAUACACCAUCGAAUACACCAACUUGGACGUGAAAGACGCGAAGAAGAGCACCGAGUGCAUUCCACGAACUGGACGAAAAGAUACCAUCAACAGUUACUUGAUCAAGAACCUGAGUCCUGGAAAAUACAGUUUACGGAUGAAGUCCACGUCGUUGGCCGGUGAUGGUAACUUCUCGAACGUGGUGUAUUUUUCCAUAGGUCUGAGCAACACCACGCCCAUCACGUUAAUAGCGUUGUUCACGUUUGGUGUUCUGUCUAUGGUAUUCGUCAUUUUACUCGUCGUUUUGAGGCAUCAUCAGAAGAGGAAGAAACAGGAAAGACUGAUCGCCAGCGUAAACCCUGAUUACAUAGAAACAAAGUACGUGAUCGACGAGUGGGAGGUACCCAGGGAAAGCGUGGAGAUCUUGGAGGAACUUGGUUUGGGCAAUUUUGGUAUGGUGUAUAGAGGAGUGUACGACAAAACUACGCCAGUGGCCAUCAAAACGAUUUCGAAGACGGCUAGUCAGAGGGAGAAGAACGAGUUCCUAAACGAAGCCUCGGUAAUGAAGAACUUCUCGACUUUUCACAUAAUUAAGCUCAUCGGCGUGGUAUCCAUCGAGAAUCCCCCGUUCGUUAUCAUGGAACUAAUGGAGAAUGGAGAUCUGAAGACCUAUCUGCGUCGGAUUCGCGAUACCCAUCUCGUGCCGGAUGCCUGCAGAAUUAUGAGGAUGGCGGCUGAGAUAGCCGAUGGCAUGGCUUAUUUGGAAUCGAAGAAGUACGUUCAUCGAGACUUAGCUGCGCGGAAUUGCAUGGUGUCGAAGAACUUGGUGUGCAAGAUCGGUGACUUUGGCAUGGCCAGAGACGUUUAUGAAACGGACUACUACAAAAUCGGUAGGAAAGGCCUUCUUCCGAUCAGAUGGAUGGCACCGGAGAAUCUAUCAGACGGUGUGUUUACGUCAGAUUCUGACGUCUGGUCGUUCGGUGUGGUUCUUUAUGAGAUUUUAACUCUCGCAGAGAUUCCUUACCAAGGUUUCUCUAACGAGGAAGUGCUCAGCCAUGUGUUGCACAAAGGGACUCUAAAUAUUCCACGUAAUUGUCCCGAAAAUAUCCAGAAGAUCAUGGAGAAGUGUUUCAAGUGGCGACCAAACGACCGUCCCACGUUCAUGGAGAUCGUGUCAGAGCUGGAGCCGUUUCUUGGCCAAGAUUUCUACGAGAAAUCGUUCUACCACUCGAUGGAAGGUGUGGAGAGCCGAAACUCGGGUAUGAAGAAGCCCUAUCAUCACGCAGCUCCUAUCAGAUUUCAUUGGGGCAACGAGACGGCCAGGUGGGUAAAGGAGUUCGAGGACAACGUGACGCUGUUGGAUCAGACGAAAGCCGGCACCAGCAGGGGACGUAUUUUUAAGAAUGGCUUCCAGCAUUUCGGUAAUGUAGCCAACAUGGAGGACGUACCCCUCGAUCGAUGAAGUUCUACGGUCAGUCUAUAAUAGCGAAUUUUUCAAUGACGUAAGUGUAUUCGUCCGGGACAAGUCCCCGGCAAGUCACAAACUCGUUUAGGUACGAUGUACAAAGGAUACUCAGGGCAAUGAAACGUAAACGAGGGCCCAACGAGUUCGGCAGACGGGAAUAGGCAAGAAUUUUUUUUCUGUCUCUUGCCAGCCUGACAAGUUCAGGACGACACUUGAAAAGAUUCGUCUGUCGGUGCUCGUUGAUUUCCAAUUAGGACCUUAAUGGCAACGAGCGACUAAGAAUAUCUUCACAGCUUUUUGUGCAUACGUUCUUCGCUCUAACCGAGCGCUAAUAGUAUGCAUAAUGUUUAACUUAACCAAAAGCGUUUGAAGACAGAGUCCAAUCAGACGCGAUGUUUUUCUUUGAUUUCUUUUGUUUUUCUUCUUAGAAAGCGUAACCAAAAGCUCUUAGCUCCUCGGCCAUGCAAGCCUACGAACUUUGUUCAUUCCUUGAAAGGAUUAUAUUUCGUUUCGUCCUUUCACAUGGAUAUUUCUUUCUGUUUCUCUUCUACUUUUUCUCUCUAGAUUAGUAGAUAAUGUUUUAGGGACACGCGUUUUUUUUUUUUUUUUGUUAACUUGCAGUCUCCUGCCGCUCAAAGAACUGACUAAUUAUAUGUGCUAGAUACGAAGUUGCGUAGAGUUCGUAAGCCCAGGUACAAUGAAUUCUUUGUUGUUUGAUACUCGUUGCAUUUUCAUCAACUCAUUGUUCGAAACUGCCCUGUCUAAACUUGCCAAGUUUGGUGCUCGUCCAAGAUCAAAUUUUUGAUUGUGUACAUUUUUAUAAAGGGAACAUUACUGACUGUUAGUUAUUAGAUCCAGAAAAAUAGACGGAAAUAAAAGAGACUCAAGAGACUCCGAAGGAAAACAUUUUUCUACAGAUAACAGUAAUUUGAUUGUAUGCUUCGAUGCAUAAACGACUGGAAAUGCUGAGUAACAAUGAAUUCACUGUAUUCACGCGCAGUUUUUGCGAAGAAGAAAGUGGAAGAAGACACAUUCGCGUCGUAGGUACUUUCUUCGUCGACCGUUUCAAAACGACGCGACGACCGAUCGAAAGUUCAAAGCUCAUCGAAUCGCGUUGUCGUGCUCCAUUUGCCAAGUGGGACUCGAUGUGUCAAGAUUUAUGGAUGCUUAUACAUAUCUAUAUCAACGUUCUAUCAAGAGAGGAAGACUUAGCAAUACCAUGAAUUAAAAAAAAAACUCCCUCUUUUUCACACUGUUGCAAUACUCUAAGGUUCCAAAAUUAAGCAGAGUUCGUUUCCAUUUUUAUACGAACGACGUCAGUCAGGUUUUCCGAAAAAAAAGAAAAAAAAACGGUGGACUAAAAAUGCUAUUCGCGAAACGAUCUCUGGAUCACCAAGAAAAUCUGGCGGUGCAGCCAAACGGUAAAAUAAUUUGAUUAGAUAUUACAUCACCGCGACAUAUCGAAUCCAUUGAUUUACUUUCUUUCUGACAGCAGAAUCGUUGAAGAAAUUGCAAAAGUUUGAAACAACAUACCAUUCGAACUCGUGCUACUGAUCUCUUCUAUUAAACAAACGAAUUUACUUUCACUAAAAUCUUAUAAAAUUUAGGAGGAUGUAUACAUUGAUUAAUCACUUGCUAAAUUCUAUACUCGCAAUCUGACAACAGAAUGUUUCCAAAAUUUAAGAAACUCUUACAUUUUCCCUUUAUUCGAUUUAUAAAGUCAACUGAUGAAAAUGCUCGAGCAAUUUCCCUAUAUCCAGUUUUACGUCCAUUCUGUGAUCUUUUUCUAAAUCCUAUUCCCUUCCAGAAACUUCCGAUUCAUUCUGCGAUUCGUUCCAUCAUGAAAGAACGAUCGAAAAGAGAGGCAAAGAAGCAGCUGCACGGCGAUGCACCGCCACCCCAUUUCGUCCACGAAUCGAUCCCAGACUGUGUUCAUAGGACAGAGUCGACCGGAAGCCGACAGAAAGAGAGAGGAGAUAGAGAUAGAGAUUGAAUAAAGGGGAGGGGGAAGGGAAGGGAAGGGAGGGGGGUAAUUUAGGCGAUCGUCGAGCGCUCGAGAAUCCAUAGACAGACACACUGAUCCCCCUCCGCACGUACAUAGUACACAUAUGCAUACCAGAGUUCCUUGUUCAGACAUACGUAUAUAGUUUACGCGAGUCGUGCCCGUGUGCGCGUGUACACAUAUUUUAUUCGCGGAGGAAGAUAAUGGUUAUACUUCCGGGGGCACAUGCGCGCUAAGCCGCGUUUCCAUCGUGCAACGUAUACGUUGUUCUAGGUAAAAAAGAAAAGAAAGAAAAAAAAAAAGAAAACACUUGCAAUAAGCAUGCCAACAAUCUUCUUGCAAUAAGUACUGAAUAUAAUUAAACGUAUAAAGAAUAGUUAAGCGUUGUAAGCGUGUAUAGCGGCUUCGGUAAAUGCCAAGGAAAUCUAAGAGACAGAAAAAGAGUAUAUCUCUAUUUUAUUGUAAUGAUAUAUAUAUAUAUAUACAUACAUACAUAUAUAUAUAUAUAUCAUAUAUAUAUAUAUAUACGAAUAUAUAUGUACACGUAAUAGGCACACGUUCGGAUAAGUAUUUUUUCGGCUGCAGUAUAUAUAUAUAUAUAUAUAUUCACUCUUUGACCGAUCGACAUACACACUCGCAAGGGGAAUGAAAGAAAAAGGGGACAGAAAGGUGUACGCGUAUCAUGGCGCACGAAUACAUUGGCGCAGGUACAGACAGAAGUUCCAGAGAGGCUUUUAUCGACGGACGUUGCGAAAAGUCGUCCACCAGAAAGAUUAUGUUCUUUCCGGUUAUUGAACGAUAACAGUCUCCGUUUCCGAUUUCUCGCUCUUUCAUUAUAUCGAAUGGAGACACGAAUUGAGUCGGCCCGAGGUAUUAAAAUUCGAGUCCAUUUCGUGAAAGAGAAUUUAUGAUAUGGUUAUGUACUGGGUGUUCUUUCUUGUUGAGCUUGAUCGUUUCGAAUGGUCUGUAGUAGUAUUAAAUUUGUUUAGUACGCCAAAGUGGUAGUAGUUUCGUACGUAUCUUCUUUCUUUUUUUUUUUUUUUUUUUUUCGAACGUCAUUUGAUUUCCUUUUCUGCUUUUCUGUAGAAGUCGCAGACGCUCGCGAGACAUAGGUGAUCGAUGCAAAAUCUCUGACAAAGCCUACACGUUCUCGCACACAGUAUUAAUGUACACUUACAUCGUUGCAUCGAUUAAGAAUGGUAACACGGAGUAAUCACGAUUUUAUCAGCAUUGCAUAACGCUUAAAGCAAUCGAAAGAAACCAUAAGUUUUCAUUUCUUGAGUAUUUUCACUAUAUAACGAUAUUCAUUGAAAUUCUCUCGUAUAUUUAUCAUAAAAGUGUAUUACGGUGGCGCGAAUAAUUUUUUAAACGUUCAUGCGAAUCGAUAAAAAUUGAACACCUUGUACGUACCGUAUCAUGCAUUGCAACCUUUCGUUUACCUGGAUCAACUUCACACGCAGAUAAAAGAGUAUAUAUAUUAUAAAUAUAUCAUAUGUUAUUAUUACUAUUAUUACUAUUAUUAUUAUUAUUAUUAUAAUUUCUAUGUUUAUACAUAUAUGUAAAUAUUUAACUUAUUUUUAUUUUAUAUUCGAUUCGCGAGCGUAGCUCGUGUCCCGUUAUUACUAAUUCUAAUCGUUUGCUAGCGCACGCAUAGAAGUUCCUUUAAUUUAGCAAUAUAUGUCGUUCGAUUUCGUCAAAUAUUUACCGUAAUGUAUCCGUGCUAGCUUUAACAUUAACGAUAGCGAUUUGAAAAACGGAGAAUAAGGAUGCACAUAGUCGGAAGUCUGACCUGCGCGAAUACCAUGUACCUUCUCGUUCUUUUUCGUUUUCUAUUUUAACCCUUAACGGUUGUCAUACACGGACGUUCGUUCACCGCAGCACAUCUUUCUUUAACUAAAAAGUUCACCAAGUCAAACAAACUGGACUAAACGUAUUAUUAUCGUUCAACGUUAGACGAAUAGUUCGCAGCAGUUAGUUCAGUAGUAUUAUGUAUUGCAGCACGAUGAUAUUAAGAUAAAGCGGGCUAGAGUGAAAUUUCACUCGCCGUAGCCUUCAAAAAGGAUAGAUAGACAUUUAAACCGACGAAGCGGUUUUAAACGGGGAAAAUAUUUGACAAACGAAAGUGCGUGGUAAAUUAAUUUUACCAUAAACUACCCUACGAUUAGCAGUCAGGCAGGUAUUACGUAGGAUAAAACGUUACUAAAAGAGUAAUAACGAUAUGAGAUAGUCGUGUUUUAUCGUUGAGAUAUUCGAUCUUCGCGGUUUAAUAUCUUCGCCAACACAGAUAUACGAGAUUCUAAAAGCAUAGAACUUUCUUCGUUUUAAGAUUAAACCGUGCAACCGUGUGAAUAAUCUCUUGAAGGAAUAGAGAACAGUCGAAUGGAAACAAGCAAUCUUACUUACGAUUAGUUAGGAAGCAUCGCGAACACGUUAUGUACCCUAAUGGCCGAUCACAAUGAGUUUGCCCCGUUGUUGCAACCAUUUCUAAACUAUUCCGUCUUUAUCUUCUCGACCUAUGUGCAUACGGUUCUAUCGAUACGCUGUUAUUUACUGAAAACCGUUCUAAUUUGGAAACAUUUGAAUUAACUAGUUGCGAAUUGAUUCAGUUGCUUAAAUUAAACUAAAUUUUCCUUGCGCCAAUCUUUGAUGAGAUUAAGCAUCGGAUGUUAUUAAAACCGCUGACAACUAUAAUCGACAAUUAGAAAAAUUUAAUUGGAUGAAAGAAUGAGUUAGAGAACGAAGCAGGAUUAAGAUGUGUUUGUUAAUGAACAAAUUUAUUUGAUUACAGCGAUACCGGUGUUCAGAUAAGGCAAUAUUCAGUAAAUAACGCGUACAGGAGAAUCCUUGAAAUCGAGUCCUGAGAUGUUCACCAUCGCACACGUUGUAUAUAUUAUUGUGUAACAAAUAGUGAUAAUAAUGUUAACAUAACGAUUCGUAUCCGGAUAGAACGAUGUAGGAACGAUGUUGGCUCGAUAUUCCUUGAAAUUUCGAUAAUUAGACGAAUCAUAGACCAAUAAAUAAUAGAGGAUAAAUGUUUAAAUUCGCGGCAUUGUAUAUACUAGGGUGUCCUAAAAUAUUUGGUCAAAUGAAAUGGGAUUUGAACGAACGACGACGUGUAACGAAAAAAUUGAUUUUGAAGUUUCGAUCGCAUGCGAUAUUGAAAAAUAUUUUUCAUAUUAUAAAAAAAUGUUUUUUCAUAUCUCCGGGAGAUCUUUAUCUUUUAUUUACUAUGAAUUUUCACGUUUUUUUAAGAACUAGUAAGGUAGAAAGAUUUCAAUUUAAAGAUUCUAAAAUAAAUUGGAAUAUUCUGAGCUUGUCGAACGUUGUCUACGUUGAUAAAAAAAAAAAAAAAAAGAGACCAAUGCGAUCGAAAUUGUAGAAAUAAUAUUUUAUUCCUCGUUGUUGAUCCUCGAAUCCAUUUUCUCUCAUAUUUUACUGCAUAUUUUUCGAUGCUACGUUUGAAACGUUAAUCCACGUACUAAUUCCACUAAAUUCUUCAGGAAGAGUCUUUUUCUCUCUUUCUCUCUUUUUCAUUGUGUUCCAUGAUAUCGACAAUGUGUAUAAUGAUAUUAAAAGCGACGAAGAAGAAACUAAAGAAGUAAAAAGAAAAAAAAUGUGUAAAAACGAAAUUAAAAUUUUGCCACUAAAAUAUGCUAAUGAGAAAGAGAGACUGGAAACUGUAUAAUAAUAUUCUCGAAAAUCAAAAUAUUCUAAUGGGCAUUAAUCGUGUGUAUUUAUCGUGAGCCUCGUGUUUGAAUAAUAAACGACUAUUUUUUACGCGUUGCAAUAAGUAGAAAUUUAAAAAUCGUGUAAAUAAAAGAGAAUAAACGUUUCGAAUAACUAGAAGAGGAAGAGAGAGAGAGAGAGAGAAAAACUUGUAUCGAAUCAACGUUUGUGGAAAGUAAGUAAAUAAAUGAAUAAGAGAAAAAUAUAGAACCCUUAGGGUGUAUAUGAACUAAAAUUAAAAAAUUAAUUAAAAGGGAAAGGGAAUAUCGAAAAUCGAAUACCGGGCCAACGCAUAAAAGACUAAAAAAAAAAAAAAAAGAAAAAAAAAGCAGUGAACUACGUUCUAUGUGGGUGAUCGAUUUUAUUAAAGUAUUUAUUAUUGCCGCCUAGUGCCUGAAGGCAGGAAAUCGUUUCGCGUGCAUUUCCCGAUACGUGGAAGCACGUGUUUCCAUCAGGAAACGCGCGAGGGGAAGAGUUUUUCGUUGAUGCAGGUGAUCAGUGCCGUAACUAGAACUAACUUCCUUAACGAGUCGUUAACAGCACUAUUACUGAAUUGUUGAAUCAUUAAACGAAGGAUCUACGAUCUUGAUCUAUUAAACUCUAGGCAGUGGAACGAUUUAUAAAAAUUACAUGAACGCGACUUUAACGAAGGUGAAUUAAACUAUAUUAUAAUAAUAAAUACUUCGCAAAUGUUUGCUAUGCGAUUCAAAGAUACGAAAAGUAUUUCUAUGAUAUUCUUCUAUCGAUUAAUCGUACGGUAUUUUUAUUGGAACACGAGCGAGUAAUUGAUUAAUUAAUUAAUAAUGCCAUUUAUAUCUAACAAUCCUCCUUCAAUUUCUUCAAAUUUCAUUCUUUCAAACGUCGAUGAAAAACACAUUAGUCAAAUUCUUGGCACGUUCUUUCCGUCGUUAAGGAAAUGUUAGAUUUAAAUAGCGUAAAUCGUCUGGCACCUCUCGAUAGGUUAAUCCGAGUCCUUUUCGUUUCGAUCUAGUACACACGCCACUUUCUAUCUAUCAGAUAUUAGAUCACAUUCUUUGAAAUAGACUGGAAAAACAAUCAGGUGCGAAGUAAAGUAGCGAAAGGUAAUAAGACUAAAUAAAAAAAGAAGAAAAAAAGAUGGUAGAUAGAGGUUCACAGUGCGGUCCAGUGCCACUGAUCGCUUUCACACGACCUAUACAACUUUCGAUGUACAUAUUGGAUUGGCAACUAAGCGAUUGCGGGUUCUGUCAAUACCGUCUAAUGACAAAAUCCGCAAUCACUUAGUUGCCAACCCGAUAUGUCGUGUUUUCUGGCGUUAAUUUAUCGAAUGUUAGAAUGUUAGAAUGUUAGAAUGUUAGAAUGUUAGAAUGUGGUCCAAUCGCGCAUUACGUUUGCGAUACGCAUCUGUAUCGGUUCUCGUGUACAUAAAUAGAUUUUCUGGAUCUAGAUUUAGUAACUAUGAACAGGGUGAGCACAAGCCUAGCUUGUCGAGUCUGUCGACGAACGAUCAGUCAAGUAAAAGAAAUUUCUUAAUUCGUUUCGCAGGCAAAUAUCCUAAUUUAGUGAGCAGCACUGAAACGUAGACACACACACGCUACGAAGCGUGCGCGCAGCACCUUAGUUGCCUAUAUUAAGUAAUCAUAGACGGUUAAUUAGCGUGAGGAUGAAUUUCCGUGAAGUGUCCCACGGUGAACCAGGUUCAGAAGGCGUCGUUCGACGCUUUAAAUCGAUAAAUUAGUCGUAAAAGAGGCGAAGCAACAUCGGGCGUGAGUCGUGCUGGUUGCUCUGAUGACUUUCGUUUAAAUCUCACCGACUGCACUGCUUCCUGAAUGUACAGGGUGUUUAGGAGAAAAGCUCCAAGAUUUUUCUCACUCGUAUCAUUCAUUCGGACGAAUAAUUUGCUAAAUUAUCUUCGAUACGACUUGUUCCUUUGCAAGAAAUGUUUAUUUUUUUAUAGGCAAUUGUAUACUUCGACAAAAUACUCAUACGUGUACUAUAAAUCCACUAAAUCCGAUCAUUGGAUAUUUACGAACAGUAACGUUAACUCGCUCAUCAAUCGCGCGAAUGUCGCAUCGAAGUUAGAGAAAGAAGUUAUACUUGGAGAUAUUACUUGGCAAAGAGAAAAGAAAGUUCCUUGCUUUUCUAUCAUUUUUUCUGAUAUUAACGAUAAUCUAUAAUUACGAUACCAUGUUGUUUCCUCUUACGUACUCUUUGUUCCAUAUACUCGUAUUCUCAGAUCGUUUCUUUCCUUCUUUGAGUAUUAUACCGAUCAGACGUGUUCUAUUCUUCUCGGUGAGUAAAAUAUUUCGUCGAAAUAAUUUCAUUAAUGACAUUAACGUCUUGGAUCCUUAUUUUUCUUUUCCACGCUCUAUAGCAACGUAUACGGUCUUGUUGAUUCAGUAUUUUUCUUUUUGCUACUUGGUUUUAUAGGGUCGUUUUCCUUUUUCUCUGAACGUGGCGCUUGGCCGUUGUUCAUCGAACGAAACUGAUUAAACGACAGGCCACUUCGGAAUUUGUGAUAGUUCUAGUUACGGUACUAGUUGUAAGCGUUCAUAUAGUAUGUAUAGGGUGCGCGAAUGUACGCACAAGAAAAAAUUCGCGCCGCGUCUAGUAGAAUUUCAAUGGACUGACACCGAAGAUUUAGUUUUUAAAUUGUAUAGGUAUAUCGCGCCUCAAAUAUUCCUUCGUUCGAACGACUGGCCUUCGAUAGAGAAAUAUUCGCGGUAAUUACGAGUAUCGUAAGAACCUUUGCAACCGCCUGUGCAUAGUUCCGGCGGUCUUCACUUUCGAUGUGUUUUUUUUUCUAAAAUUGAAGCGCCACUUCUUCUGAAAAAAGCGUGAUCUGGGAAUCGGAAGAGGAAAUUAUGUUUCAGUUCCGAGUGUCAAAUAACAUUAUCUAUAGAUAUAAAUCGUUGAAUGUUCUUUGGUUUCUUCGAGAUUAAGAGCGAGCAUAAUCGUUAGUUAUGUUAGUUAGAGUUUGGAUCGAAUCCAAAAGCUUUGAUCAAUUUCUCAUUUUCUUGAUAUCCGUUGAAAUGUUAAAUGUAAGAUAAACGAUUAUACGUAUGGUUUUGUUUAACGCGUAAAAUCACCAAGAUUGUUCGAUCGAUCGACGUUCGAUUUAUGUUUAACCGUAAAAGUAAUUUUCUUUUUUUAAGAUUCGUUCCAACGCCUUCUUCAGGUUUCGUUAGGUUCUUUUUCAAACAUCUUCGUAUAAAUAGAUUCCUAAUAAAAAAAAUUACGUAAAACGAAUACUGCCUAAGCACGAUCAAACUAUAUAAAUAUACAAGCAAGAAACCAUAGAAAAUAAUUUCUAUCGUCUCAAGGUACUAGGAGCAAUAAAAAAAGGUACAACGUAAAAAUUAACUUAGAGAAGUUUAACGAGAUAAGAUUCGAAAUCCAAGAUUCCUGGAUCGCGAAUAGCCUGCAAGACUAAACUUAUUAUAAUACAGCUUGAACUCGGAAAUCAGAAAGAGAAAAGGAUAAUUGAGAGGCUGUGAAAAGAAAAGUAUUAUGUACGGUACUAUGGAAACUAUACUAUCUAUGUACCGUUUUUCGUAAACGUUUAGACACCAAUACGUUACGAAUAAAUAAGAAAAUUUACACCGAUAAAUAUCGUAUAAUAGUUUAAAUAUAAACAAUUUGAUUAGUCCGAUCUGAAACUUCUUUUUUUCAUUAGUUUAUAUUUCUUUUUGAUAAAAUUCACGUUUUUCCAUCAUCGAAUCCCUCAAUUAUCCUUAUGGAAAUAAUCGAUCGAAGGAAAAUGUUAACGUUAAUUUCCGAUCGAUUUCCGGCGUAUUUUUAUGCAGACUGCUCGGAUAUUUAAGAUUCUUCUACUCAUCUAUCACACGUAACCAAAAGCAACAGGAAACUUCAAUUUUCUCGAUAUACAGAAAAGAAAAAGGGGAAAAAGAACUCGAGGUGCAUAGUCCUAUAUUUUAUACAGACCUUGUUACCUUAAGUAUAUAAUAUCGAUAAUAAACAGCAUGUAUACGCGUAUAACGAUUCACCGAACUAUACUAUAUCGUAUCGUUAUACGAUAAAAACUAUAAAACGUUAUAGAUAUAACGAUCUAACGAAUACCUAUAUACGUAAUUUCCUUUUCUUCGCCUUUUCUUCUUUUUUCCUUUUAAGGAUCGUGUACAAUCGGAGCACAGGUGUUCGUUUUUUUUUCUAAUUAAUUAUUCGAUAUUCGUUUUUUUUUUUUUAUUUAUGAUCGUUAAACAUAGAAGUUAAGAAGCUAUUCCUCUAGCAACGAAUUAUUUUGCUCGCUCAGUGGAUCAUCGAGUUUAUUACUCGUUAAAUAGGAAAUAAGAGCGACAUCGUGAAAAGUAAAAUAUCGCUAUGAUACAGCAUGCUACUUGCGAUUUUAUCGCGCGUGAUUUUUCGUUCACACAUUUCUCGAAGCAAUAGAAAGCAACGAUGGUUGCAAAAAUAGUUUCGUAUGGAAUGCAAGGGAUGUUUCUGUCUUCUGCGAAAAAGAGGAAUUUGUUUUUCUUUUGGUUUGAAAGUGCGCGUCGAGGCGUGUGCCGUGUUCAGGCAGAAGAAUCUCACGAAUUGAACAACCCGUUUUCAACUUCGUAGCACUUUCGUUAAUUCGUAAGAAUUGUCACAUAUCCGCCACAACGUCAGCCGCCAAUUUGUCGUCAAUAGUCAUCCGAGACAUUGACUAGAUCGCCCGUGUUAAACUGCAUUUAAAAAAUGAAUAUUCAUAUAUAUAAAUAAAUAUAUUGUUCGUGAAAUCCAUUCGGAAGAUUUUAAAUCAUUAGUAACUUUGUGCUUCGUACAUUUUCACAUUGUAUAGAACACAGUGAGAAAUGUAACUAAAUCGAUAAGUCUAAUGUUUCCGUUCUUUUUUUUUUCUUUUUUUUAAUCUAAUUUAAAAGAAAUUGUUUUAAUGAAUUUUAUUUAUUUAAAAAAUCACGUUAUACGAAAUUGAGUCAGAAAUUUGUCGAAUGACAUUUGAACAAUUAUUCGUGAACGAUAAAAGCUUUCCCCGAGGGCGCUUGAUCCUUAAUUAAUAGAUAAUCAUAAUUUAUUAUUUAUCCCGUAUGGGUGAAUCCUCCCAAACGUUCCCCCUCGGUUUUUCGAAAGGUUUCGCGAUUCCAGCGUAACCCAUUAUCCGUCAGAAUUGUUGGAAAUGUAUAUUUACGACAUGAGAUAUCGCCUAACUGUGUUGCAAUUUUCUCAAAUGAAAAAAAUAAAAUAGAAUCGAACGAUCGAUAGAGGAAAAGUUAUAUAGAACUGACGGAUAAUGGGUGAAGAUUUCAUUGAAAUUCUGAGGAUAAUAUCGAAGAGAUGAGCCGGAGAACGCGAGGAGAAACCAAAAUCCAGACCUUUCCAUAAGAAACGUUAUUCCUAAUCAAAAAAUCCUGCCAUACCGUGUCUUCCAAGACAGAGAUUAUUGAAUAGCGAAUUAGUUUAGUAUUUAUACACGGUUUUACGCCGCUAUCUGUGUUGCGAACUCGCCCAAAUCGACUAAUUAUUAUCGAUGAAUGGAUAUUAUAGAAACUGAUCACAUUCCGAUACAUGGGAAUAACAUUGGAAUUAUUAUUCUAAUUUUGAUAAUAUCAUUGUACCGAAUUUAUAAAAAAAAUAUCUCGUGUCACGACGCUCAAACUUUUACAUAUAUUUCGAUCUUCCUCUCGUUUUAAUAGAAGAUGGGAUUUAUAACGUUUUAGAAAGAUGUUCGACGUAAAAUUCAAAUGAUAAACCGUGCAUACCGAUAAGAAUCUCUUUCAUAUUUUACUAGAAAUUGACUUUUUUUCUUCGAGUGAAAUUGUAACAAUCACAUUGUCGAUAAUCAAUCACGCAAAACUAUUGUCUCGCGCGUAGAUCAUUUAAACGAUGAGUUUACUGGAUACGAGGAACGUUGUAGGAAAGAAAUAACGAAUAAUAAUAAUAAUAAUUAUGGGCUAGCAAUAUUCGAUAACGAUGAAAAACCGUACCCCUGUAAUCCGAAAUAAGUUAAGUUGUCGUUUUAUCCUGUUAAAGAAGAAAAAGUAGCGAACGUGCGAGCAUUGAGAUGAAUGAAAGAAAUAAGUCUGAUUGCCUGUGAGGUGAAAGAAGUAACGCGCGAAUAUUUUACGACGCGGAAAGAAAGAGUCGGCGAACGUCGUUGUCAACUUUCUUACGGCGAAAACGAUGAUGCACGCGCACGCGUAAAAAGAACAUGUUUUUACACUGUGUAAGAUACGAGUUUUAACGAUUGUGUAAGAAAAAAAGGUUCUAUCCGGGGAAAAAAUUGGCGGUGGUGUGAAGAAAAAACCAGAGACAUCGAAGAUAAAAUUGUUCUGAAAUAAUUAUGAUACGAUUAAUGAGAACACUGCACCACGAUUACUUGCGACACUCGAUGUGUAUUUAAAAAAUAAGUCCUUCUUUUCACGAGUUGUAUCGGCUGAGAAUCUAAUUUGGUACAGAAAAAUCAAACACUAUAUCGUUUGUUGCUAUAUGUGUUCGAAAGACGGUUAUUAUUGUUCUUGUGGUCAAGAUACGAGAAUCUAAUAUAAAAUUGUUUUAAAAUGAAAAAGAGAUGUAUAAGAAAUCCGAACGUUUCGUAUGAUAUUCCCUAAAAUGCAUCACAUACAUACAAGAUCGUGAAAUUUCUAAUUUUAUCGGUAAUCUGCCCUUUACUAACUUAUUUGCGUACUUUCGUUUCGAGUUUCAACGUGAAACUCGUUCGAUUUCUUCGAUAUCUCCUGUUAAUACCCCUUGCCGGACCCGCCACACCUAAUCACACAAAUGUACAUACUUAUAUUGCACUAAUUUUAGUAUUGCCGCUGAGUAUUAUAACUAGUCACAUAAGCCAAAAGUUUGUUACUCUCGCAAAGUUUUCUUUUUUCUCAGUUUUGUAAUAAAGGAGGAUGAGUAAAGUCCUUAAAUUGAA